AUGCCUCAGGACGAAUAUGAUGAUGAGGGUGCUCCUCCCCAACACUAUCAAGACGACGAGAACGCUAGCAUACGUUCAACCGACUCCGCCGUGCUGAUCGCCAAUUCCGAAGCUUCCGGCGAAGAGCGCUUUCCACCCCAAUCGUCGCACUACAUCAGCCAAUACAUACCGCCGCGGUUGCAACAGACAUGGCCCAGUAUUGUAACGUGGGUGAAAGGCCCGCAGCCACCGCGGCCGUGGAAGAUUCACCCGUACUUUCCGAAGAUCCAAACUGCGCCGAUAGAGUUCAUAAACAAGUUCUUCCCGAAAAGGAAGCAUAAGAUUAUGCUGUUGGUGGCUUUCUAUUUCUGCUGGAUAUUGAGCUUUGUGCUGGUGCUGCAUCGUAGUGCGUUUGCAGCCGACGUACCAGGCUAUGGUGCACCGGUGAGGAUUGGCUGCACCGAUCGCCUCUGGAAUGAUGGAAAUAGCUGCGGCUUGAACGGGGACCUGUGCAGGCCUUUCGCGAAUAUCACAAUGCCAUUCCGCUGUCCUGCGACAUGCCGAAGAGUGAUCAUACAGAAUCCACACACUGUUGGUGAUCAGACAGUAGUCUACAAGCAAGUGGUAGUUGGAGGUCCUACUGAUGCGCAUCAGUCCCUAAACAGCACCAUCUACCGCGGCGACUCUUUCAUAUGCCAGGCUGCAAUUCAUGCUGGCUUUAUCAGCGACACAAACGGUGGCUGUGGUGUUGUAGCUCAAAUCGGUGAGCAAAGCGGAUACCCCAGUGUGAACAAGAACCACAUCAAAAGCACUGGCUUUGAUUCGUAUUUCCCCAAGUCUUUCACCUUCGUCCCGGGGACUCAAGCUCAAUGCCGCGAUCUGCGCUGGCCACUUCUCGGCGUUUCCCUGACUUUUACCAUCCUGUUGUCUCUUUUCGUUACAUCUCCAUCUGUUUUCUUCGUCUCCGAGUUCUUGGGCAUCUUCUUCCACGUCGCCCUUGUGUCUGAUCCGCCAAACUUGAGCAACUACUACGCCUUGAUCAGCAUGGCCAUCGGUCGCCUCCUACCUGCUGGCUUCUGCAUGUACGCCGUGUACUUCUUCGCGGUCAAACACUCACUGCUGGGUCUUGACGCACAGAUCGAGAAGACCAUCCUCUGGCUCGGAGGAUGCUGGAUUGGCGCCCUCAACAAUUACACCUUCGACCACAUUCCCAUCGAACGCCUCACUCCUCACGAUAUUCAGAAUCAACCUGGUGCUAUUCCAGCACUCAUCACUGUCGUACUCGUACUGUUCAGCAUUGCCCUCGGUCAAGUCUGGGCUUUCCGCGUCGAAGGCCGUCUGCCAAAGUAUUUGGCCAUUUACGGUAUCCUUGUCGGCUGUGUACUAGCGCUUGUCGCAAUUCCUAAUAUGAAUGUGCGCAUCCAUCACUACAUCCUUGCUCUCCUGCUGGUAACUGGCACGGCAAUCCAAAACCGCCCCAGCCUACUCUGGCAGGGUAUUCUCAUUGGCCUCUUCAUCAACGGCGCAGCGCGUUGGGGUUUUGCCAGCAUUCUCGAAACCCCCGAUGCCCUUCGUGGCGAUGCGCCGGUCGGUUCUCUGCUUCCCUUGAUCACUGCACCGAUCAUUCACAACAAUCUGAACCUACACAGUCUCAAGGCGAACAUUACCUUUGAUUUCCACCUGCCAUUCCCGGAGUCGUAUGAUGGUAUCAGUAUCUUGGUCAAUGAUGUUGAGCGUUACCACGAGUUUGAUGACCGCAUGGAGGGAAGCUGGACUUGGGUAAAGCACAUGGAGGGCGUGCCCGAGUAUUUCAGGUUUGCGUAUCUGAAGAGUGGCGGGAGAGGAGAUUAUACGAAAGCUGGUAUUUGGGGCGCGGAUGGCAGUUGGACGGAUAUGGCGUCUGGGCCCUCGGGAUAG
This is a messenger RNA of Parastagonospora nodorum SN15, 1896 nucleotides long. RefSeq lists its product as hypothetical. The record is from RefSeq and is a predicted model, not a curated record. The transcript has a single exon. NCBI's taxonomy places the organism in Eukaryota, Fungi, Ascomycota, Dothideomycetes, Pleosporales, Phaeosphaeriaceae. The coding region runs from base 1 to 1896 and encodes 631 amino acids.